Messenger RNA from Salvelinus sp. IW2-2015, 754 nucleotides. Its product is annotated as integrin alpha-1-like. Gene Ontology annotation, cellular component: external side of plasma membrane; integrin complex. NCBI's taxonomy places the organism in Eukaryota, Metazoa, Chordata, Actinopteri, Salmoniformes, Salmonidae. Gene Ontology annotation, molecular function: integrin binding. The record is from RefSeq and is a predicted model, not a curated record. Gene Ontology annotation, biological process: cell-cell adhesion; cell adhesion mediated by integrin; cell-matrix adhesion.
GUAUAGUAGCUAUAAAAAGUGACUGAGAAGGCUGCAAUUAACUGAUUAUAUACCCAAAGUAAGAUACUUAUUCUAAGUUGCCAAAGCUCGAAAAAACCAACAUGUGGUUACUUUUUGACUGAAAGACCUGUGACUUCCUGUCUCUCUCUCUGGUCUCCAGGUUAAAAAGGAUGUGGAUAUGGAGACUCCUCCUCUAAAGCUGAGGGUGAUGUACCCGUACCUAUCACCUAGUGAGAACAUCCUGCUAUACCUGACACAUGUCACCUCCUCACAGGAUGUGAGAUGUCACGUCAGGGACCUGAUUAACCCUUUAAAGAUCAACAACAACAACACGCACACCAUCAAUCCUAAAAAAGAGACCCUCAGUGUCUUUCUGGUGGGCUGUAAGGACCACCCGUGUAAGUCAUUUAUCUGCUCCAUCCCACAUGUCAACAACAGCCAGGUCAAUGUUACCUUCCGGGUAUGGAAGCCCACCUUUAUCAAAGCAGAGUUCUCCAGCCUUCAUAUGGUUGUUAAUGCCACUCUGGAGAACCUGAACACGGAUCUCUUCGUGUUGAGUGCCACCAAUUACGCCAGAGAUGUGAAGAUCCAGGUCUCUAAAGAGGCUUUGGGAGGUAUACCCCUGUGGAUCAUUAUAGUCAGUAUCCUAAUAGGACUGAUGAUUCUGGCACUGGUCAUCUUCGCUCUAUGGAAGGCUGGAUUUUUCAAAGAGAAAAUCAUAGAGGACAUGGAGGAACGGGAAAUGAAGGAUUAA